GCGAACCCCUAUACAACCAGACAUCAUGAAGACAAUGAUCUUCAUCGCCCUCUUCUUCGUCGGUCUGGCUUCCGGCGCAAUAGAUGUUUCAGGAGAUACAUGCAUUGAAGAUGAUCCCUGCAAGUACUCCGUAUGUCGGAUGGCCCCUCGCGGCGGCACUACUUGCAGUGGGACCUGCGAAGGAGGGGUUGUAUGGAUGGACAAUCGUGGCGAUGUAAUUGACUGUGAUACAUGCGGCUCUACUGAGACCGUGAGCUGUGCGGCGGACAUGUGUGCGAACGCUUCGUGUCCGGGACGCGAAGAUCCACCUCGGUGCAGAGUCUUCAACUGUGGCCAUUGCGUCCCCGAGUUCUUCAAUUUCGGGAGCAACGAUCCGGUUUGCCUUGGUGCUUUGCAGGAGUAAUAGUUUCCGUGUAGCGGUUGUGACCGCGGCGUUUUUUUCCAACUUCUUUCGUGAUGACGUUAAGUGUAAUACGCUUCACAUUUCGGUACCUUAUAGCACAAAGCAAAGUGCAUGCACACGGGCAGGACCAUUGUUGUGUGCAGCUGCCAUUUGUUUGCAUGUUUAAAAAAAAACGCGGCGGUUGCGGUGGUUUUACCGCGUCAUAUCUGAACAGGGUAUAUAAUAAAGCCAGUUAAAGUUGAUUCAUGUAGUUUCCCGUCCGGACUGUGGGGGUGGGGA
Molecule: messenger RNA, 682 nt
Organism: Strongylocentrotus purpuratus (purple sea urchin)
Lineage: Eukaryota; Metazoa; Echinodermata; Echinoidea; Camarodonta; Strongylocentrotidae
Exons: 3
Coding region: 26-403 (125 amino acids)
Source: RefSeq, a predicted model, not a curated record